AGUAAUCUAGUAUUUUUCUCAGUAUUGCUCUAGUUUUUUCAUUUUUGCUCUAGAUUAGCCAUAAAUCCCAUUAAAAAAAAAAAAAAAAAAAAAAAAACUUCCCCAUUUCCCUCUUUUACGAGCGACACCGGAGAAAGAGAAAGACAGAGAAACGAAGGGUACGAUGGAUUCUCCCACAAAUUCUCAACAAACUGUGUCUGAUGAUGAAGAAAUAGACUACUCAGUGAAACCGGAGUUCUAUGAUCCUGAACUUGAUGAUAAAGAUGAGUUAUGGGCCCACAAGAAGAGGAAAGGCCGUACUUCUGAUGCUGUUCUCAGCUGCCCAGCUUGUUUCACCACUCUCUCUCUCGACUGUCAAAGGCAUGAAAAAUAUUUGACCCAGUACAGGGCAGUUUUUGUCGUUAAUUGCAAGGUCGGACGAGAACGGAUGUUGCAGCAGAGCAUCCCGAAAACGAAACGGAUAAAAAGGCAAAGGGACUCGGAGGAGAGUGAAGUAAAUCCUGCUGUUGGUGAAACAUUCAAACAAGUUCUCUGCCAAGUGUGCUCGACAGAGGUUGGUGUAAUGGACCAAGAAGAAGUCUACCAUUUCUUUAAUGUACUUCCAAGUGAGUCUUGACCCGCUUACUUUCAUCGACCUUGCAUUGCUUUGAUUCUGUACUUGCAGCACUUUCAUGUAGAACAUGAAAUCUGAUCAUAUGUCGAACAUAAAAGUAUUUACACAAAAUGAUCAUUUUUAAA
Molecule: messenger RNA, 738 nt
Organism: Morus notabilis
Lineage: Eukaryota; Viridiplantae; Streptophyta; Magnoliopsida; Rosales; Moraceae
Product: E2F-associated phosphoprotein
Exons: 3
Coding region: 164-616 (150 amino acids)
Biological process (GO): positive regulation of cell population proliferation
Cellular component (GO): nucleus
Source: RefSeq, a predicted model, not a curated record